This is a messenger RNA of Gekko japonicus, 1499 nucleotides long. Its product is annotated as inositol-trisphosphate 3-kinase C-like. Gene Ontology annotation, cellular component: cytoplasm; nucleus. NCBI's taxonomy places the organism in Eukaryota, Metazoa, Chordata, Lepidosauria, Squamata, Gekkonidae. The record is from RefSeq and is a predicted model, not a curated record. Gene Ontology annotation, biological process: inositol phosphate biosynthetic process. Gene Ontology annotation, molecular function: inositol-1,4,5-trisphosphate 3-kinase activity; inositol tetrakisphosphate kinase activity. The annotation marks the transcript as partial. The transcript has 6 exons.
AUCAAGCCGUGGAGGAAGCUGAAGAACAUGGUCCACUGGUCCCCCUGCGUCGUGUCCUUCCGGAAACGCUACCCGUGGGUGCAGCUGGCCGGCCAUGCAGGCAACUUCAAGGCCGGGGAUUUUGGGCGCAUCCUGAAGAAGUCCUGCUCCAAUGAGCAGCAGUGCCUGGAGCGCCUGGCGUCCGACACAUUGCAGCCCUACGUGCCGGCGUAUUACGGCCUGGUGGAGCACGACGGGGAGACCUACAUCCAGAUGGAGGACCUCCUCUUCGGCUUUGACGCCCCCUCCAUCAUGGACUGCAAGAUGGGAGUCAGGACGUACCUAGAAGAGGAGCUGGAGAAGGCGCGGGAGCAGCCCUGUCUGCGCAGGGACAUGUACGACAAGAUGGUGGCUGUGGACCCCGCUGCCCCCUCCCCAGAGGAGCACGCCCAGCAAGCUGUGCUGAAGCCCCGAUACAUGCAGUGGAGGGAGACUCUCAGCUCCACCACCACCCUCGGGUUCCGGAUCGAAGGCAUCAAGAAAGCCAACGGGGCAUGCAGCACCAGCUUCAAGAAGACCCGGCAGCCCGAACAAGUGGUGCAGGCCAUCUGGGACUUCGUGGACCGCGACCGGCACAUUCUGACAAGCUACCUGGGACGGCUGAAGGACCUGAGGCUGGCUCUGGAGCAGUCGGACUUCUUAAAGGCACACGAGGUAGUGGGCAGCUCCCUGCUCUUUGUCCACGACCAGACGGGGCUGGCUCGCGUCUGGAUGAUCGACUUCGGCAAGACGGUGCCUCUGCCUGCCCAACAGACGCUGACCCACCGGCUGCCCUGGGUGGAAGGCAACCGCGAGGACGGCUACCUGUGGGGCUUGGACAAUCUCGUCGCGAUCCUGGAGAAGAUGCUGAGCGAGUGAGCUCGGGCCAGAGACCCGCCAUGCGGCCAGACUCUCCUCGGGCGGCCGCCGGAGACCAGGAUGGCAACGCCCGGCCCGGCUCCAGCGCCCACCCCCUCCUUUAAUUUAUUCAGCCAGAUAUGCUACUGCUGCCCGGAGGUGGAACUGGAAAGAGACGCCGGCGGUGCCGGAAGCCCACUGCCAGGUGGACAGGAACGUUGGGAAAGGGAACGUCUGGUUCGGCCCAGCCGGAGUUCUUGCACCUCUUUAAGUUAUUUAUUGUAGGAGAAAGGGAUAGGGUUUUUUGGGGGGAGGGGGCCUUUUGCUGUGGGUCUCUGCCUCUUCCCCGAACUGCUAUGCCGUGGGGAGAAAACAGCCCCGGGGACUUGGCGUGUGGGCGCCUUCAGGGAAUCGGGAGCCACCCCCGGGAGCAGCCGGAUCCCGUGAAACCGGCCGGGCCGCUCUUUAUCACCCAGGAUGAGUGUUUGAGCCACCGGCAGAGUGUCAGGGUUUCUGGGGGCAUCUCGGAAAGCGAAAAUAGGAGGUAGAGCUUAUCUCCUCCCGCCGCCACCCACCUGUGCCUAACUUCCUGGAACCAGGCUGUUUGGUUUGGCAGAGAGAGA